Oreochromis niloticus (Nile tilapia) is the source of this 2240-nucleotide messenger RNA. It is a transcript of the gene sgpp2, whose product is annotated as sphingosine-1-phosphate phosphatase 2. Gene Ontology annotation, biological process: sphingosine metabolic process. The record is from RefSeq and is a predicted model, not a curated record. Gene Ontology annotation, molecular function: sphingosine-1-phosphate phosphatase activity. Gene Ontology annotation, cellular component: endoplasmic reticulum membrane. NCBI's taxonomy places the organism in Eukaryota, Metazoa, Chordata, Actinopteri, Cichliformes, Cichlidae. The transcript has 5 exons. Bases 191 to 1357 code for a protein of 388 amino acids.
UGUGACGCACGGCCAGCCGCACCUGUACGCCCUUCUACACCCUGCCCCCUGGGAUGCGCCCCUGCUUGGGCUCAUAUCACUUUCCACUACUCCUCCUGUCCUCAUCACCCACUUCCUCUCCUUAGUUUGUGUGUGUGUGUGUAUGUGCGUCUUUGUGUGAGUGUGUAUUCCGGUUCCCCUUUCGCGCUGCAUGGAGCUCCUGACUUACCUCCACGAUUCAGAGCUCGUGGCCCGGUUCCAGCGGCGAUGCGGACUCUUCCUCGUCGAAAGCGCGCAUCUCAAGCCCGAGAGACCACGUGGGCAGCUGGUGAGGGACAGAUUGGACCACCAGGACAGCAAUUCCAACUAUAAAUACAAGGAGAAUGGAUGCGCUUCACGUGACUGCGGCAGGCCUCGGUACGAGGUGAGGAACUGGCCGUUGCACUUCCUCUUCCUGCUGUCGGCCAGCCUCGGGCAUGAAAUCUUCUACAUCACCUGUCUGCCCAACAUACAUUGGAGUGUGGACCCUUUCCUGUGCCGCCGCCUUCUCAACAUGUGGGCCUUAGUGAUGUACGUCGGCCAGGUGAUGAAGGACCUCCUGAAGCUGCCUCGCCCUUUCUCUCCCCCUGUUGUCAAGCUGGAGAUGCGUGUGGACGCAGAAUAUGGACUGCCCUCCACCCAUGCCAUGGCAGCAACUGCCAUCUCCUUCACACUUUUACUAAGCGCCACCUCCAGAAUACAGUUCCAGUUCGAGGUGGGCCUGAUCAUCGCAGUGACACUGGCGACCUUGGUGUCUCUGAGCCGCCUCUACACUGGCAUGCAUUCGGUUUUGGAUGUGAUCUGUGGGCUCUUGAUCUCUGCCGUGCUGUUAGGGGGCACCUAUCCCUACUGGGAAACAAUAGACCACUUCCAGCUCAACAGCCCCAUCUCCCCCAUUGCAGUGCUGGUACUGUUCUACUUCCUCUGCUACAUAUACCCAGAGCUGGAUCAUUACAGCACCACACGGGCGGAUACGACCACCAUUCUGGGAACAUGCGCCGGGGCCUCAGCGGGGUACUGGGUGAAUCAGCAGCUGGGGCAGACGUUUGAGCCCGAGGGGAUGUUGCCCGUACCUUUGCCCACGAUGACAGCGAGCGCACUGGCGCUAGGCACUGGCCGCUUCUUGGUAGGGGCUGCAAUACUGCUGGCAACUCGGCAGAUAGCAAAAACGGUGAGCCUGCAUGUGUUGUAUUCAUGGUACAAAGUACCAAAAAGUGACAACAAUGCCAGGAGGAGAAAAGAGAUUGAAGUGCCUUCUAAGUUUGCCACAUAUACAUCUGUUGGGCUGGUUAAUUCUAUACUGGCCAACAGAAUUUUCCUUUUAUUGGGACUGCUAUGACCUGACUGAUCAAUAUGAUCUGAACAAAACUGAACCUCAUAUUUAUCUCAAUGUUCUUAAAAUGAUAAUUUUUUUGUAAUACGUUGCAAGAUUUUCAGAAAAAGUCCUCAGAGGGAAUGAUUCACAACUGUGUACUUGUGACUGACCUGUAACUGAGCUGAAAGAAAAUAAAACAUUUUGCUUAAAUAAAAUUUUGUGUUUAAAAGCUUGGUUUUACAUUCUGAACACGUCGUUUCCAUUUCAGAGCACACAGGUCCAAGUUUCUUGUUACUUUUGCAACUGGGAGAACCACACCUUAAACCUGAUUAGCUCAUACCAAAUCCAGUUUAACUGAAUCCUGACAAGUUAAUUUCAGCCGAACCCCCCUUUGUCCUCUCAGCAGGUUAGAGCAUGCAAUCUGUUACACCAUGCUGGCCUGGUUACUUUGUCUAGUGCAGGAAUGAAGCAGUUAAGCUCCCUUUGCUUCAGUAGAGUUUAAAGGAAUGUGAGAGCAUCUGUCAGACUUCAUUUACAGUGCAGAUUGAUGUCUGUGUCACUCGUUUUCUUACAGGAGUCCACUGGCUCCACAAAUUUCUCUUUCAUUUGCUAGUAAUGUAUAAACAGGUGCAGAUUAUAUGUGGAAAAAACAAAGAUUCAGAGCACUCAAGUCACAAGUUUGAAUGGCUUUAAUUGUGUCUGAAGGCAAAAGCCUUUUGGACUUGUAUCAAAGGAUAAAGAAAUAAAGCACCUGAGCAUUAGCUGUUUUAAUACAAGGAUGCUGGAAUAUUAACUGAACAUUGCAUUUAUCACCUAGCUUACACCAAGUCCACAAAAUCUCAGAUGGUACCGUUCUGUCUCAGUGAUUCAAAUCUUAUUGAAAGCAGCCACAUCCACAGACUGAACA